AUGUCUUCCCCAGCACCAGCUCAUGGCCCCUUGGCAGAAGAUGAGGCUGUAGGUUUCUGGAUGCAAAACCGAAGCUCCGUAUUCUGGACACACCUAAGCCUGCUCAUUCGACCAAAGUUGAGACUGCCAUUAAGCAAUCGACCUGCAGCGAUACAAGACAGUUACCUGCUCAAUCUACCGAUAGACUGCCUCCGACAAAUAAUUCUGCUUCUCGACAUCAAAUCACUCUUCAGGUUUCGACAGACGGCUGUCACAACCAAACGGGGGGUCGAGAGUUUAUGCGAGUUCCGGAAUGCCAUAGAGCAUGGCUAUGAGCUAUUAGGUGCUACGUUCAAGUGUAUGGUUGCCGAGCGUAUCUCUCUCUUUGAGUUCAACUAUGAACUAUGCAACAAGAAUUGUGUUUUAUGCAACAAUGUCGCCAACUACGUAAACGUACAGACGUGGAAGAGGGUCUGCGAUCGCUGUGUUCACGAGCAAGGUCGUCCAGGUUGCCGGGAUGAUUUGUUUGGUCGAAUUACAAAGAAAACAAUUUUAUUCGACUACCUCCGUCACCAAUGGCCCUCAGGCAACUGGUUGAAUGAUUCGGGCAGGUUUCGCUCACCCAACUUGCUAUAUCCUGAAGAGGAUUUGAUCAGGAUACCACAUUGGAACACGAAAACCAACCUGAUGGAGUAUGGGAUGUCAUGUGUUUCUUGUCUACAACAGGGGGAAGAGCCCGCGUGUGUUUACGAUAGACAGGGGUUUUUAGAGCAUUUCCAUCAAUGUGAAGGCGCUCAAAGGGAGUGGAAGCAACAUUUGAGGGAAGGAUUACGCCUUUGGAGAAACAGCUAUGCCAGUCAUAAGUGUUUCCGUUAA
Fusarium poae is the source of this 855-nucleotide messenger RNA. RefSeq lists its product as uncharacterized. Lineage: Eukaryota; Fungi; Ascomycota; Sordariomycetes; Hypocreales; Nectriaceae. The transcript has a single exon. Gene Ontology annotation, molecular function: protein binding. The coding region runs from base 1 to 855 and encodes 284 amino acids. The record is from RefSeq and is a predicted model, not a curated record.